UGAUGAAGAUUCCAGGAGUCAUGUCAGAAGACACGGGAGGUGAUUCCCAGCUCUCCGUGAAGGCGGCAGCCCUGAGAGUGUUCGACCUCCCUCUCUCCUGGUACUCUUCUCUCUCCCAGAUCAAAUUUUCACCAGUAGCUAAAAAGUUGUUUGUGGUAACUGCAGUGAGUGCUGUGUCUGUAAUUUUUCUGGCCCAUCACUUUAAAAGAAGACGUGGAAAGAAGAAACAGAAAAUAUUACCAUGGGAACCAGAGCACCUUGUACUUGAAUAUACUAAAAAAGCAGCAUCAGAUAAAGGUUCGAGUUGUUCCAGUAGCAGACAGAAUUUGACGUUGUCUUUAAGUUCCACAAAAGACAAAGGAUCUCAGUCUUGUAACUAUGUGAAUGGAGGACUGUUCAGUAAAUACUCAGGCUCUGUGCAAAGUUUGGCCUCUGUCCAGAGUGUCAAUUCUUGUCACAGCUGUGCUUGUGGCAAUUCUAAUUCCUGGGACAAGCCAGAUGAAGAUGAUGUUAAACUUGUAAAUAUUCCUGUGACCACUCCCGAGAACUUGUACUUAAUGGGUAUGGAGUUGUUUGAAGAGGCAUUGCGUCGCUGGGAGCAAGCUCUCACCUUUCGCAACAGGCAGGCAGAGGAUGAAGCCUGUGGUUCCAUCAAGCUGGGCGCAGGAGACGCCAUUGCGGAGGAGAAUGUUGAUGAUAUUAUCAGCACUGACUUUAUCCAUAAACUUGAAGCUCUGCUGCAAAGAGCAUAUCGUCUCCAAGAGGAGUUUGAAGCCACCCUCGGAGGAUCUGACCCUAGUUCCCUCACUAAUGAUGUUGAUAAAGAUACAGAUGUCACGAUGAAGGGGAACAUGGAUGACUUUGGCUUGCGAGACACCUUGAGCAUCGCUUCAACUGAUUCAUUUGCUUCAGCAGCAGAGCUUGCAGAACACAGAGAAGGGCGCCAGACCUGCACCCUGGAGUCUCUUUGCCACUGCCCUUUUUAUGAAGAAGCCAUGCAUUUAGUUGAAGAAGGAAAAAUUUACUCACGAGUGCUAAGAACUGAAAUGUUGGAGUGCCUGGGAGACAGUGAUUUUCUUGCCAAACUUCACUGUAUUCGACAGGCUUUUCAGGUAAUUCUUUCAGAAACAGCCAACAGGAUAUUCCUUGCUGAAAGUGGAAGGAAAAUUUUAUCUGCUUUAAUUAUAAAAGCACGAAAGAAUCCAAAGAAAUUUGAAGAUGUUUUUGAUGAAAUGAUCUAUUUUUUGGAACAGACCGAUCACUGGGAUAGUACUGAAAUGGAACUUGCUGCUAGAGGGGUGAAAAAUCUAAAUUUUUAUGAUGUUGUUCUGGAUUUCAUAUUGAUGGAUUCCUUUGAGGAUUUAGAAAACCCACCCACGUCCAUACAGAAUGUAGUGAAUAAUCGCUGGCUAAACUCUUCCUUCAAGGAAACAGCUGUGACUUCAAGUUGUUGGUCAGUGCUGAAGCAAAAAAGGCAGCAAAUGAAGAUCCCGGAUGGAUUUUUUGCCCAUUUUUAUGCCAUUUGUGAGCACAUCAGCCCUGUGCUAGCGUGGGGCUUUUUGGGCCCUAGAAAUUCUCUGUAUGAUUUAUGCUGCUUCUUUAAGAAUCAAGUUCUUUUCUUUCUCAAAGACAUUUUUGACUUUGAGAAGGUACGCUAUUCGAGCAUAGAGACGUUGGCUGAAGACCUCCUGCAGUUACUCAUUCGCCGCACUGAACUGUUACUGGCCUACCUUGGAGCAGAUGCCCUGAGACACACAAGUGGUUGUAUAAGUGGUCAUGGUCAUGUUUUGUCUAGUGGGCUCUUGGAAGCUAAAGUACAAUAAGUAUCUUAACAAUCAUACCUUUUGAGUGUGCUAUAAAAUAUUUUAAAGAAGCUUAAAUACUUGGUAGAUGUGGACUCAGGGAGGAAAAAAUUCUAGUGAAGAAUACUAGACUUAUAUGAAGUUCUGUUAUUGAACACCUGUAUAGUGUGUUCACAGCUGUUUUUUUGUACUCUUUAGAUGGUCAUUUCAGUCAUGAAAUGUUGUGGAUUUUGUAGGAAUACUGCUUAAAUUGAAGCUAAUACUUGGUAGUCAACUUGUUUUCUUGAAGCUCUCUGAAAUGUCCUGUAGCAUUCUCAAAAAUUCUGUCUCUGUUUUGCACCUUGAAAGUGUAUACUCUUAGCCAAGAUCUUAAAGAUUGAGGUAUGCAAGAAUAUAUUACUCCUAGUGUCAACAUAUUAACUUUGCCUGAAAAAUGUGUUUUUAACUGUGAAGUUGUUUAUCUGUUUAAUCAAGGUUAAGAAGUAAUAGUGUUACUAUGUACUGCUUAUGUUAUUUCUUGUGUAUUUACAGGAGUCUUUAAAUCAAAGAAAUUGUAAUCCCUGACUACUGGUACAAUCUAUUAAAUGAAUGGAGAGUAAGCAGUAUGCAACAAUAACUUUGUAGUAGAUUAACUUCAGUUCCAAAUGUGUUCCUAUUGAUUCUUUAAGUUAACACCAGAGACUGAAGAAGUUUCCCCUUUUUUAAAAAUAGUCAUUUAUUUGAGUGGCAGAGAGACAGAAAUGUAGAGGGAGCUCACAUCCACUGGGCCCCUCUCCAGAUGCCUGAAGUGGUGGAGACAGGUUAAGCUGAAGCUGUGGUGUGGAAACCCAGUCCGGUUCCCCCAUGUGUGUUAGGAACUUUAGCACUUGAGCCAUCACAAUUGCCUCACAGUCUGUGUUAGCAGGAAGCCAUCAUCUGGGACUGAAGCUGAGACUCAAACCUAGACAGUGCACGUGGGACACAGGCAUCUAACCAUGAGACUGAAUGCCCACCCACGAAGAAAUCUUAUAAAUUAGAGCAUUUUUCUCAUGGGAAUAUAGUGAUUUAAAAGCUAUUUAUAAAGAAAGGGAAUUUAAAAUUUAUCUUUUUAAAAAGUAUAAAAUUUUUAAACUUCCAUUUUCUGGUUCACUCCCCAAAUGCCCACACUAGUUAGAGCUGAGCCAGGCUGAAGCCAGGAGCCGGAAACUCAGUCCAAGUUCUGCAUAUGGUAAGCAAGGCCCCAACUACUUGAGCUGGUGCCCGUUCCCUCCCAAAGUAUGCAACAGCAAGAAGGUAGGAGCAGAACUGAGACUCAAACUCAUGCACUCCAAUAUGGGAUGUGGGUGCCUCAACCUGUGGCCUCACUGCAAGGCAGAAAAAUGUCUCCUCUUUCAGUGUAGUUUUGAAAUUGUCUCCCAAAAUCUGGAGUCAUUCUACUUGAUACACUAAAAUAAUCUCUCCUUUCUCUUUUUGUAAAGCUGGGUUUUAGUUUUUCCCACUGAGAACUCUGUACAGAAUUUGUCCUGUUAUGCUCAUAUCUCAAAAAAUAAUCAUACUUUGAAUCUUAGUGGGAAUCUAGAGCUUUUUUCACUCACUUGAUACAGAACCAAGUCCUUUUAAUGAGGUCACAGUAUAGUCCAUGUCCUUUAUGCUCAGUAUGUGAAGGGGGGGGUUGUUGUGAGGGAGGGUCUCAGGGCAGGGGAGGCCUUCAGGAGUUGGUUGUGUUUGGUGUUGAAUCAUACACUGCUGAAGUGGCUGACUCGUAAUGCCAAAAAAAUGUGUUGCUUUUGCUUCUAAAGUGGGCUGUAUUCAUGUUAGGAGGAGGUUACAGAGAAGAACCUAAAAUGUAUUUUUAAAAAAAUACAAUUUCAGAUUAAAGUGCCUAGUUUCUGAUUAGCGAACAGAAAAUCAAAGUGCAAAGAAGCAUAAUUUUAAAAAGAUUUUAAAAAGAUUUUAUGUAUGUGCCAUAAUUGUAUACAUUAAUUACAAUAUGUAAAAUUCAUAUUCUCUUCUGCUUCUUAUGUUAAACAUACAAAGUAUUGCU
This is a messenger RNA of Ochotona princeps (American pika), 3825 nucleotides long. RefSeq names its product mitoguardin 1 (gene MIGA1). The record is from RefSeq and is a predicted model, not a curated record. Bases 3 to 1823 code for a protein of 606 amino acids. The transcript has 15 exons. NCBI's taxonomy places the organism in Eukaryota, Metazoa, Chordata, Mammalia, Lagomorpha, Ochotonidae. Gene Ontology annotation, biological process: mitochondrial fusion.